GCGGGGCUCCAGCCAGGUGCAGCGCCUGCGAGGCUCUGGGCUUGGCUGGGACGUGCACACCGCGCUCCUCGGCUGCUGAGCCCCUAGACUGAGUCCCUUCGGAUACCCCAGAGUCUGGCCCAGAUAUGAAAGACUAAGGCAGGGUGAAUGUGCAGAGCUCAACCCUGAUACCCUCCACCAAGAACUCCAUGCAGGUGCCACAGGAUAAAGAUGACCUUGCCUGCCAGCCCUGGUACCACGGUCAGCUGUCUCGACAGGAAGCUGAAGCCCUUCUGCUACAAGAUGGUGACUUCCUUGUCCGUGCCUCAGAGUCCCGAGGGGGCCACCCCGUGAUCUCCUGCCGAUGGCGAGGCAAGACCCUACAUUUUGAGGUGUUCCGAGUGGCACUGCGGCCCAGGCCCGGCCGCCCGCAGGCCCUCUUUCAGCUAGAAGACGAGAGGUUUGCCAGCAUGUCUGCCCUGGUCCACAGUUACAUGACCCACAGGCGACCGCUGUCCCAAGCCACGGGAGCUGUGGCCUCCACGCCUGUGAGUCGUCAGAGGCUGCUGACGCGCAGCUUCAGUGAGGACGUGCUCACGGACAGCCGAGCUGCCACCGGCCCUCUCAGGCCUAGGAAGUGGAGUUCCAGCCAGCCUGCCGACUUGGACCAUUCAGGAAGGGGCCAGGAUGGCGCCAGGGCAGGAGCGCCCCCUACUCUUGGAUCUGCCCUGCACCGGACAGGCAGUGAACCCACAUUGCUGAAGGCGCUGCCUCACCUGGGAACUAUGGCAGACAGUCUCCGAGCCUCUGAUGGACAGCUCCACGCCAAGGCUCCCUGCAAGCCGCUCCGGACACCCUCCUCGGCCGCUGGGCACACCCCAACGUACUGCGAACUCCUCCCCCGAGUACCCAGUGCUCAGAGAACGACUCCCAGACCAAGCUGUCCAGAGCCAGAGGCCAGGUGGUGGGAAGCCGAGGAGGAAGAGGAGGAAGGCGACAGAUGCUUUGUAAGGCCACAAGCUGAGGUCUCAUUUUGCAUCCCUGACCACCCCUCUUGCCUGCUGGGACCCCAAAAUCGGCCCUUGGACCCUACAGUUUUGGGCACUCUCCGAAGCUUGUUUGUGGCACACCAUCCUGGGAGUACUGCUCUGCACCUGCUGUUGGUGGAUUGCCAGGCUGUAGGCCUGCUGGGGGUGACCAAGAGUCAGAGGAAUGCCAUGGGUGUCGCCUCUGGUCUAGAACUACUCACACUUCCUCACGGUCAUCUCCUAAGGUUGGAGGUGCUGGAGAGGAUUGAGACCCUGGCGCUGGCCGGGGCCGUGGCUGUGCUGGGUUGCUCGGGGCCCCUGGAGGAGCGCACAGCGGCUCUGAAAGGCCUGGUGGAGCUGGCGUUGGCGCUGAGGCCAGGAGCCACAGGGGACCUGCUGGGACUGGCUGGGGUCAUGGGCGCCCUGCUCAUGCCCCAGGUAUCCAGGUUGGAGAGCACUUGGCGUCAUCUCCGACGGAACCACACGGAGACUGCACUGGCCUUUGAACAAGAGCUGAAGCCUCUGAUGCGGGCUCUGGAUGAAAGUACAGCCCAGAUCCUACCCUUCCCACAGGACCCUGCAACCCAGGAGAGGUGGCCCUGCCACACGUGGGACCAGCAGUGCGCCUGCUGGAGGGCGAGGAGACCUCUGGGCCGCUGGACGAGUCCUGUGAUCGGCUGCUGCGCACCCUGCUUGGGGCGCGCCAAGUGGCCCGCGAUGCACCCCAGUUCCGAAGGGCGGCAGCCCAGCGCCUACAAGAUCAAGGGGCCCCCGACCCUGCUAACCCCUGCCCAGGCACUCCCCAAUGGAUCAAAGUUCCUAGCGCUAAGACAGGCAUGGGAGAGGCCUGAGCCACACCCCACACCCCAUAGGCACCUGACUCUGCCUAUAGGAUUCAGGCCCAACCCAGAACUAUGGGAGGCACUGACCACCAGCUUCCUGCGCCGCUUACUCUGGGGGAGCAAGGGGGCCCAGGCCACCAGAGCCCACCGCCUGGAGAAGUUCCAGCAUGUCCUCAACAUCCUGUCCCAGCAACUAGAGCCUCAGGGCUGAGAGCCCGGCCCCCGUUUUAUACUUGAGAGACCCCAAAGAGGCUGCCCCCAGCUAUUCAAGAGGCUAUGAAAUGAAGUGGCCCACACCUGUAACUCCAGCUCUUGGAAAUGGAGAUGGAAGGCUCAGCAGUUCAAGGCCAGCCUCUGCUACGUAAGUUUGAGGCCAGACUGGGCUACAUGAAAAUUAUGGGAAAAAAUUUUUUUAAAAAAAUGCCCCCUCCCACGUUCAAAGUUUACAAGAAUCUCCCUCUUAAAAUGGACCCCAAGAGAUUGGGGUGUAAUAGCUGCCUCCUUUUUUACCAAAAUACCUAUUCAGGUACCCAGAGGCCAAGCCUCACACUCCCGUAUGUACCCCUUACUCAUCCAUGCAUACUUUCUGAGAUAUCCAGAAGGCAACCACAUGGUGAAUGUGUGACUUUUCUAAAUAAAAACACCUUACAGAUCUGGUAUCAACAAA
Messenger RNA from Peromyscus leucopus (white-footed mouse), 2516 nucleotides. RefSeq names its product SH2 domain containing 3A (gene Sh2d3a). Gene Ontology annotation, biological process: positive regulation of peptidyl-serine phosphorylation; small GTPase-mediated signal transduction. The transcript has 10 exons. The record is from RefSeq and is a predicted model, not a curated record. Gene Ontology annotation, molecular function: guanyl-nucleotide exchange factor activity. Bases 189 to 2060 code for a protein of 623 amino acids. NCBI's taxonomy places the organism in Eukaryota, Metazoa, Chordata, Mammalia, Rodentia, Cricetidae.